AAGACGAUUAAAGGAGAUUAUCUAAGAGUCUGAUCGGUCACAUUGAUUAUACGUCGCAAAAGCCUCAAUUACGCUAUCUAAAGCGCUCGAUAUACACCUGUACGUUCCUGCAUUUACUCUGUAUUACUCGACAGACGUUUGUCCUGCUUAGCGGGAAUUUCAGCGGUUUAGUUGGUCUCUUCGGACUAUCGUGCUCUAAACCCUCAACCAAUUUUCCAGCAGUGACGAAAUGAGAUUAACGCUCUGUUCGGUAUGCUCGAUGCUUUUUAUUCUUCUUGGCACUUCAGCAGAGAUUCGCGUCAACGUUGACGUUUUCGUCGACGUCAUACUGGGCGUUCGGAAAUUUUAUUCUGCUGCGUCCGUUUUAUUUGCCCAUCCUGGUGACAAGUGCGGAAAUUACGGUGAUUUGCAAAUCACGCAUUUGAUACACGCGAGCUCUCGCUUGCUGGCCCGACACUACAUAAUGACUGCGGACUUGCGCUUCAAUAAAUUACGGAUGUCACUCAGGUACUACCGUCAAAUAGUCCAGCCCGUCACCGUCGUUAUUCUGCCCGACUUCGAGGCCUACCUAGAAUUCGCCGAGGCCACUAAGACCUAUCCCAUGUCCUUUCCGGUGUGGUUCAUGUUAUUUCUCUACACCCCGGACAACAGCACCCACGACCACUGUCACAAGCCGAUCGGUAAUCCCUUCAAUUUGGCGUUCGACACGCAGAUGCUGGUGUUGUGUCACAAUGAUGCAAUCCUACGGGAAUGGUACUCUGUCAAGGGCGAAACCGUAAAAAUCUUUGACCUGGCGGAAUGGAGAGGCGACGAGGGAUUCAUUCCUCUGACGAAUCUGUCCCUCUACGAUCGGAGGAAAGACAUGGAAGGAAUUGUUCUACGAGCGGUCUCGGUCAAGGAUUUGUCGAUUUCGACGAAGUUUGGUCGGAAUUACGUGGCUACUAUGUAUGGAAAAGUAUUGGAGGAGCUUACGUGCUCUCUUAACUUCACCUUGAAGAUUGUUACGGAACUGAAUGAGCAUGGUCUGUGGAAUAAGGAGAAUCGCAGCUGGUCUGGAGUGAUGGGCGAGAUCGUAUCGGGUCGUGCGGAUCUCGGUAUAGCCGAUAUGUCGAUGACGAGUUUUCGGGUACGCUUCGUCGAUUUCACGCUGCCAUUGAUCAUAUCUAGAAACACUCUGUACAUCAAGCAGCCGGGAAUAUGUGGUGUCAAGUGGCUCGGUUAUUUUCAGACUUUUAAUUUGUGCACCUGGGCUACGAUUAUCACCCUGAUAGCAAUCGCGCCGCUUCUUUUAACUUUCAUGAAAAUGUAUCGUGAAUCUCGGAGCACCGAUCUGAUGGAUCUGAUCUCUGAGAAUUUCAUCUGCAUUUGGGGUAUCUUCUGCCAGCAGGCGCUUAUAGAGUUUCCGAAACGUACGUCACUGCGCGUUGCGUAUUUUACGAUAUUCUUGACGGCGGUGCUGAUAACUGCUCACUAUUCGGCGGCGUUGGUUUGUUUCCUAACGGCGUGCAUUCGUGUCCUGCCUUUUCAGACGCUGGAGGAAUUCGUCGACGAUGGUAGAUAUAAAUUAAUCGUUCCACGCGGCAGUUCUGACUACGACAUAAUCUCCACAAAAUACGAGGCGUCGACGAAACUUUUCUCAGUAAAAUUGAUGAAAUUGAUGAAGGACGAAUCGGAACUGCCGACAAAUUUAAUCGAUGGCUUUAUUCAAGUAUGUACAGAGAGAAAGGUUGCUUAUAUGGUGCUGGGCGCUUUGAAAAAAAGUGUAGAAAUGGAGAUACCAUGCAAAUUGUCGAGCAUCCACACCGAGAGAAUGGACAAUUUAGGAAUGAUUCUGUCUAAACGCAACCCGUACACGGACGUGAUAAAUUAUCAUUUACAGAAAUUUUUUAUCAACGGUAUGAUGAUGCGUCUGAAGGAUACGAGAUUUUUGUCGCGAUCAAUUGAAAGCAAGACUUACGAGCCGGUCCGUUUGGUUAACGUCAUCCCAAUUUUGGCAAUUCUUGGUGGAGGUAUUAUUAUAAGUAUCGCGGUGCUGAUUAUAGAAAAUAUUCAUUAUCGAUCGAAAAAAAAGGCACAGAAAGUCUUCUAUCCUUCCAGAAAAAUAUUUAUUACAAAAUAUAAUUAUUGAGAUAAAACUUACAAUUUAAUUUAACUUUAAUUGAACUGUUGAUUAAAGUGACUUAUUCGUGCGUGCGUGUGUGUAUGUGUAUAU
Solenopsis invicta (red fire ant) is the source of this 2212-nucleotide messenger RNA. Its product is annotated as glutamate receptor 1. Gene Ontology annotation, molecular function: glutamate-gated receptor activity. NCBI's taxonomy places the organism in Eukaryota, Metazoa, Arthropoda, Insecta, Hymenoptera, Formicidae. The transcript is spliced from 8 exons. Gene Ontology annotation, cellular component: membrane. The record is from RefSeq and is a predicted model, not a curated record. The coding region runs from base 230 to 2128 and encodes 632 amino acids.